GUCGAAAGCUCUGGUUUCCAAUAUAAGAACUAGCAUACAAAACUAUAUAUUUUAUUGAAUUCUCUCAAUUUCGUAUUAAUUAUGUAUUAAAACCUAUUAUUUUACAGUUAUUAUGAAAAUAAAAUAAUAAUGCGGUAAUGAAGCAUGGAAAAAAAUUUUCAAAGUACUGUAUUAAAAAGCUUGACAAUUAUUAUAAUAAAACAUUUUGCUAACAAUUAAUUGACUGGUUUUAAAAUUUAACAAAAGCCAAAUAUAUGUGUACACCAUUUUGCCGUGUUUUUAGACAACGAGAGAGACCUUUUUUCAAUAUAUCGAUAGGUGAGUCUCGAAAUCCGAAUCAUUUAAACAAUGCGCAAUCUGAUAAGCAAUCGUAUUUAUCGGUAUCAAUUCAACGCAAUAUUAAAUAUAGACCUAUGCCUGAUCCAUUAUCUGUUUAUGUACCAUUGCAAUCUUUAACGAAAGAAGUUAUAAAUUCACUUGUUUCAACUAUUCCACAAGCUAAGAGUAACAAUUGGGAUAAUAGUAGACGUACUCUACUUGCUUUUCUACUUGCAAUAAAUAAUAAAUUGAAUCAAAUCGAAAAACAUACUGGUUCAAACAAUAAAUUUGAUGAAAAAAUUAUUCAACAUGCUAGAGAAGUUCGUCAAUGGCUCGCAGAAAAACAUCUUAAAUGGGACGAACUUCAAACAAAAUAUGAAGAUACGGCAAAAAAAUAUAAUAAUGAACUUGCACUAAUGUUUAAUGCUGAAACUGUUGAGCCUUACUAUGAGUUAACAUUCAAAGGAUUACAUCCUGAUGUUAUGCAAUCCCGUAAAUAUAUGGCUCGUUUUCGUAGUCAUGGUUGGGAUCCGAAAGACUUGAAAGUAUAUUGGAAUGCACAACAGUUGGAGGAUCUUUGUCCAAAACAUGAAAUAAAUAGUAAACAAACGGAAGAAAGUGAUAAAACAAAACUCGAAGUAAACAACAGUCCAAAUGAUGAAGAUAAAAAUAAAGAAAAUGUACUAGCAGAUGAAUCAAAAGAUAAAAAAUCAAAUGAAGUUGAAAGAAAACUUGGAGUGAAGAAUAAACAAUCAAUAGUAGAAGAUGAAACAAUAAACAAUCAAUGCAAAGCUGAAGUACAAGAUGGAGAAAUUGAAAAAUUAGUGGAAAAAAUGGACAUCACAGAUGAACAUUCAAAUGAUACAAAUGACAAUCAAUGCGAAGCAGUAUCUAAAAUAGAUAUUAAAAUGAAAAAUGAUCAAAUAGGUGAUAAUAAUUUACUUCUACAUGAUCCAUCCGAUGCAGAUGCUAUACAAGCUUUGUAUGAAUAUCCUGUAUCAAAAAGAACUCAUGCUGGCAAAAUAACCUACGUGAAUAAAGGCAUUGAAAAAGCAGUUUUUGAUGCACCUAAAGAUGCUCAAUUGAUUGUUCUUAAUUUCGCUAAUGAACGAUCUCCUGGAGGUGGAUAUUUACGACAUGCACGGGCACAAGAGGAAAUUAUUCUUUACAAUUCUGAUGGUUAUCGAUCAUUACUUGAUCUAAAAUAUGGACGUAUGGGUGGUGGAUAUGCAAUACCUGAAUUUGGAUUAGCAUAUGUAUGCGAUAUACGAUUUGUUGAUAAAAAAACUGGUGAAGUUCGUAAAGCUGAUAUGUUAGUUUCUGCAUGUUAUUGUUUAUCUGCUUCACCUCAACUUUAUGAUAAUCCAAAAUCGACUCAACAGUGGAUAACAAAUAAUCUGGCUAAGUUUCGUGCAUUUAUAGCUGCAGCUGUUGCUAAUACUAAAGGUGAUGGAUCAAAUACUUAUCUUCUACUUGGACCAAUUGGUACAGGUGCAUUUGGAAAUGAUGUCACUCAAAUUGGUUAUGCUUUUCGCGAUGUACUCAAAGCAAAGAUGAUGGGUUCAAAUGGUCCUAUACGUUAUGCUUUUGAAAAUAUUUGGUUUAUAUCAACUGAUACAUGGAAAAAUGAACGCUUUGAAAAGAUCUUAAAUGAGGAGGAGAUACGUGAAACUGACUAA
Adineta steineri is the source of this 1997-nucleotide messenger RNA. NCBI's taxonomy places the organism in Eukaryota, Metazoa, Rotifera, Eurotatoria, Adinetida, Adinetidae. The record is from the annotation of a GenBank genome assembly.